Messenger RNA from Hydractinia symbiolongicarpus, 1678 nucleotides. RefSeq names its product ras-related protein Rab-30-like. Gene Ontology annotation, molecular function: GTP binding; GTPase activity. The record is from RefSeq and is a predicted model, not a curated record. Lineage: Eukaryota; Metazoa; Cnidaria; Hydrozoa; Anthoathecata; Hydractiniidae. The coding region runs from base 724 to 1497 and encodes 257 amino acids. The transcript has a single exon. Gene Ontology annotation, cellular component: Golgi apparatus; endosome.
AUACAGUUCUCGAUUGGACAGUGUCGUGUUAAAUCACACGUCUUGUCAUACGACAUCGCCUGUGUAUAAGCGAUGACGGCUUGUUGACUAAGAAUAAUCCGCAUUUUGACAGUACAUGACGUUUUUGUGUUGACGGGGUUUGCGAAAAAUAUUUUGUUAUUUAUAAAAACAUAUAUGGUGUUGAAUUUUAAAGUUUGGUUAAAAAGAUUAUGUUGAAUAUAUGUUAAAAUGGACAGCUAUUUCGUUUAUGUAAACAAAACGUGACGAUUAUUAUAAACCGAGUGUUUAAAAAAGGGAAGAAUGGAACCUAACAAAAGAAUGACAUAAGUUGUCAAUUUCAACACGACCUUUCGAGUGUAAUGUGAGAAACGUUUUGGUUUUUAUAAAGUUUAGAAAAUAUUAUAACAAGUAGUUGCUUGUGAAAGAAGUUACACGAACAAAUUAUUUUACGAUACUUGAACAAAACGGACAGGAAAAUUUUAAUCGUCAAAAAAGAAAAUAUUUUUAAAAGAGGAAAAGAUUGAUUAAUUUAUAAUAAAGUUAUUUAUAUGAGAAAGAAAGAAAAAGAAAGAGAAGAGAAAGUAUUUAACAGAAAAUUACUUUGUUUGAAUAUAAAUAGACAUUGGGGAAAAACAAACUGGAAGGUGAAAAAAAUAAGUUCCCCUGAUAGAAAUAUAAAAACUCGCAAAAGAGACACAAAUUAGUAACAAAACUAAAUCCAACAUGGAAACAUCUUGUAAAGACAAAUCGUUUAAAGUUAUUGUGUUAGGUGAAGCUGGUGUUGGUAAAAGUUCUUUAAUACGACGAUACACGCAAGGUUAUUUUUCACACCGUACAACAACAACAGUCGGGGUAGAUCGUAUACCUAUCGAUAUAAAUGUUGAUAACGAGACUUUAAACUUUCAAGUUUUGGACACAGCAGGUUGUUUUGGAUUUCGUGGAUUGAUUAAAAGUUAUAUGAACAAUGUCGAUGCAGUGAUUUUUGUUUACGAUUUAACAAAUAAAGAAUCGUUCGCCUGUCUGCCAUUAUGGAAUACCAUAUUAAAAAGCGCGGGAAAACGCGAUAUAACGAAGAUUUUGGUUGGAAAUAAACGCGAUUUAUGCGAAAAGAGACAAGUACAAUUUAAGAAUGCUAAAAACUACGCCGAUUUCGAAGGAAUGGUUAAUAUGGAAAUUUCUGUAAAAGAAGAGGAAAGCGUAGAUCUGGUAUUUCAAUGUGCUGCAAGAGAACUUCGUUUAAAGCGACAAAUCAGUGAGACACAACAAAAAAGAGAAAAAGAGCUUAAGAAGUCGUCUAUAUUCUCCAGAGCAAAAUCAGCAGAUAUUUUUGAGGACGAACGCGAUCGAAGCCCAAAAGAAUUUGUAAGAAAAUUGAGUUUAAUGGUCAUGGGGAAGAAAGGAAAAUGCCACGGAAGAAGGGAAACACCAUCAACCCCAGCUUUAAGAAGAAGAUUUGAGCAAACAGGCUUUUCUACGGACACGUAUAGAUGGACGUAAUCUGUAGAAGAAAUAAUAACAGUUAUUUUUUGUUACUUAUAACCGAUUUGUAAGGAUUUUUUGUAUAUAUUGUGUGUUCUGUAUUUGCAAAAUUUAUUAUAUGAAAAAUAAAAUAUAAACAGUCUUUCGAAGAAAUGUAAACUUAACUAGCUGACAAAAAUUAUAUAUAUCUUGUAAACGA